Rhizopus microsporus ATCC 52813 is the source of this 1722-nucleotide messenger RNA. RefSeq lists its product as uncharacterized. The transcript is spliced from 2 exons. The coding region runs from base 1 to 1722 and encodes 573 amino acids. The record is from RefSeq and is a predicted model, not a curated record. Lineage: Eukaryota; Fungi; Mucoromycota; Mucoromycetes; Mucorales; Rhizopodaceae.
AUGUCUACCACUUCACAAGAAUCUGAAGAAAGAGCAGUUCCUAGUCAUUUAUAUUAUUUAGACGAAGACGUCGAUUUACGAAAACUUUGCAAGCAAGUCCUAGCAGAAACCUUACUUCAUCAUGGCAUUACACAUAAGCCUAAUAUGGGAAGAAACCAGCUAUUAAAGUUAUUCAAUAAAAAAGUAUAUGGCAAUCGGUUACAAAUCUUGAAUGAGUACUGGCAAUCUUUAGCACAAACUGAAACAGAGAGUGAUGCUUCUAAUCUUGAUACAAACGAUUACCUCAGCCUUGGUUCAUCCCCUCCAUCUUCUUCUGUAAAUCCAACGUAUCCUUUAUCUCACAUUUCGCUUGAAACAAAGUUGCCUGGUGUAUCACAUUAUAAUCAACCAUCACCAGCUUCCUACACAAGUGAUCAAGUUGGCUCUCAGGCUGUAGCAUCAGAUUCCUCUCAAGUUAUAGCAUCGGAUCCUUCUCAAGUUAUAGCAUCGGAUCCUUCUCAAGUUAUAGCAUCAGGUUCUUCUCAAUCAUCAUCAAGCAAUAGGCAAGGUGUCUUUUUUCCUAGACCUUCUCUGUAUCAUGAAGCAUCCUCUUACCGUAGUGCAGCCGGUCCUAGACCAUCUCUAUUUAGAAACAGUAUAUCAACAGUCGACGAUUACAUUCGUUUUCCUGAAUCUCGUGCAAAGCCACGUCAAUCGUUUGGCCUCCACCCCAUAGCUUCAAGUUGGCUUAAGACACCAUCAAGCAGCAGACUACGCUUUUUCGCUCCUCAUCCUUUUUUUGGUCGCGAAGUGUCUUCUUACCAUAGUACAGCCAGCUCUAACCCACCUCAACUUGGUAACAGCACACCGGCUGUCAGUGAUAGCGAUCGUUUACCUGGACCUCGUGCAGAGUCUCACCAGACACUUGGUCUUGACUCUACAACAUUAAGCGCACCCCAGCCACCAUCAAGCAGCAGACAAGACACUUUUGCUCGUAAAUCCCCAUUUCAUCAUGAAACGCUCUUUUAUCCUAAUACAGAAUCAGACAGCGAUAAUAGGGAAUUCUGUGGAUUUUAUGUUAACUUACCGUCCGUGAGUCAACAACAGGGGCCAAUAGAUUCGAUAGCUUCUUCUGAAAGGCAUCCUAGCUCAGCUCAGACGACAGUGCCUAACCUUGGCCAGAAGGUGCCCUCUGAACCUAUACACAACUACUACAGUAGAAUACUCUUCACAAAGUUUAUACCGUUAUUGUGGAAAACGCUUGUAUCCAUCUUUAUAAUUCUCAUCAUCUAUAGCUUAUUCUUUGGUUUGAUUUAUAUCAACAUUCAGAUCACACGUUCCAUCCCAACCAAAUUGCCACAGCUUGAAUUCUGGUGUGUACCCUUUAUCUUGUUCUUUCUCUCUGUCAUCGCUGUUAAGCUAUGGAAGAUAUGCUAUGGUUUUGUCAAAAGGCGUGCCAUUCAAAGGCUGAUAGAUACAGCUGCGCGGGAUAUUCUUGAUGGACUCGAGCAUAAACGACUUCUUUCUAUUAGAAAUCCGUUAUUUCAUCCAUAUUCAUUAUCACCUAUCGGAGAUUUCUAUUAUCGGUUCAUCCAGGAUUAUCCAGAGUAUAUUGAUCUUUGGAUAGAGAUCUUUGAUGUCAUUAAUAAUCACCCAGAUGUUAUGAUCGUUAGAAGAAAAAUUGACGGAGAAGAGAUUGCUCAUUGGGAUUAUAGACGGCCUGAACAAGGAUAUGUGCUGUAA